Messenger RNA from Colletotrichum fioriniae, 1086 nucleotides. RefSeq lists its product as uncharacterized. Lineage: Eukaryota; Fungi; Ascomycota; Sordariomycetes; Glomerellales; Glomerellaceae. Gene Ontology annotation, cellular component: nucleus. The record is from RefSeq and is a predicted model, not a curated record. Gene Ontology annotation, molecular function: histone deacetylase activity, NAD-dependent; NAD+ binding.
AUGGCCGACUCAACUAUCACUCAGCCCACCCUAAACCCUGUUGCGGUCGCUGACUUCCACGACACGCUCAAUAAGUCAAAGCGCAUCGUUGCUGUCAUCGGCGCGGGUCUUUCCGUAUCCUCGGGCCUGGCCACCUUCCGAGGAGCCAAUGGUCUGUGGAGGAACCAGGACAUAACGCAAGUCGCUUCGCCCGCAGGCUUCCGUCACGACCCGGGCCUCGUCUGGCAAUUCUAUACAUAUCGCAGGCACGACGCUCUACGUGCCAAGCCAAACCCUGCUCACUAUGCUCUGGCUGAGCUUGCGCGCAGAGUACCUGGUUUCGUCGCGUUGACGCAAAAUGUCGAUAACUUGAGCCCUCGGGCUGGUCAUCCGCCCAGUCAGCUGAAGGAGCUCCAUGGCAACCUUUUUGCGCUGUCUUGCGUCGACGUGAUUGGAUGCGGGUACAGCGAGCGCGACAACUUUGAGGAAUCUCUUUCGCUGGCACUCGAUCCUUCAAAGGACGAGGAGAGAACCAUCGGCAGCAUCGAUCCGGACAACAAGCCUCGCGCCAGCCCAGUGCUGUUAGCCGGCAUCGCGCGAAAACAUGCGCAGAUCCUCGGAGACAAGUAUGAGGGCAACACUCCGACCACGCGGGAUUUGACUGCUCUGAAAGCCCCGGACCAACCGGCACCCUCGAAUCCCAUUGCCGGUGUCCGGUUGUCAUCGGGAUUAGAAAGCAAGGAUCUGCCGCAAUGCCCUAAGUGCAAGAACAGCAUCCUCCGCCCCGCCGUCGUCUGGUUCGGCGAGCCACUGCCCGUUGAGGUUGUUGAGGAAGCACAAGCGCUUUUCGACGAUCCCGAGCCUAUUGACUUGUUUCUAACAAUUGGAACCACUAGCAAGGUCUGGCCGGCGGCUGGGUAUGCUGAGAUGGCUCGCAAGAAGGGCGCAAGAGUUGCUGUUAUCAACACUCGAGCUGAAGACGCCAGACAUAUCCGACCGGAUAAGGACUGGGUGUUUGUAGGAGAUGCAGCAGUUGUCCUCCCCCAAUUACUGAAACCGGUGAUUGGUGAAUCAUACGAGCAAGUCGAGAAGAACAUAAAGGAGUAA